Messenger RNA from Cooperia oncophora, 1872 nucleotides. Lineage: Eukaryota; Metazoa; Nematoda; Chromadorea; Rhabditida; Trichostrongylidae. The record is from the annotation of a GenBank genome assembly.
AUGCAGUCAGUGGUCAGUCCUCGGUUCGACCAAAAUCCUAUGUCACGGAAAACCCACGAUCAUACACUAGAAGGGUCACCAGUGUUCAUUCUUAAGCAGUGGUCGCGCCGUAACUGCAUUUGUCGGUCUCCAUCAUCUCCCGCGGCUCGUCAACUUGCGGCCGAAUUGGACGAAUUACGUCGAUUAGGUAAUGAGUCACAAGGGAAUCAAGUUUAUACAACGGCGAGUCUACCCAGAGGAUUGGGUCAUAAGGCGUCGUCAACUUUGGCACUCCCCACGAAGAAGUACUCGAUGACAACGAGCGGAUCGGCCGUGGAGUCAGACGACGAAGUCGCUCGAGGCGGAAGAGCUACCGCCACAUCGUCUCGGGCUUCCGACGAAAAACCUCUCAAACGGGAUCGAACGCGAUCGUCAAUACGAAAUCUGUUUAUGAGGUUAACUCGAAGUACAUCACAGGACCAAAAUGGUGGAACCAUGCUCAAGAAGAGUGGUACUUCUCGUUGUCGGUCUCCAUCAUCUCCCGCGGCUCGUCAACUUGCGGCCGAAUUGGACGAAUUACGUCGAUUAGGUAAUGAGUCACAAGGGAAUCAAGUUUAUACAACGGCGAGUCUACCCAGAGGAUUGGGUCAUAAGGCGUCGUCAACUUUAGCGCUCCCCACGAAGAAGUACUCGAUGACAACGAGCGGAUCGGCCGUGGAGUCAGACGACGAAGUCGCUCGAGGCGGAAGAGCUACCGCCACAUCGUCUCGGGCUUCCGACGAAAAACCUCUCAAACGGGAUCGAACGCGAUCGUCAAUACGAAAUCUGUUUAUGAGGUUAACUCGAAGUACAUCACAGGACCAAAAUGGUGGAACCAUGCUCAAGAAGAGUGGUACUUCUCGGUCCGCAUCAUCUGUCCGUUUCACAAGCGAUCCACUGGCGGGUGGUGUGGAACUAUUCCCAACAUCAUCACAGUUUGUCGAUUGGAAAUCGGAGCAAUUAGCAGAAUGGAUGGGAGAAAUUGGCUUUGCUCAAUAUGUGCCGGAAGUAUUAAAGUAUGUUCGAUCGGGACGACAUUUUCUUAACAUGAACAGCCACGAGUACGAAAUGGUCCUUGGUAUUAAAAAUCCUCUCCACCGGAAACGUCUCAAUUUAUUAUUACGUCGAAUUGAAAACGACGCGAGCAACGUGGCCGGUGACUGGGACAUACAAAAGACACAGAAAUGGCUGGAAGACAUUGGCCUCCCACAGUACAAAGAAGUUUUCUGUGAAAACUUGAUUGACGGGUUGAUGUUUUCCGCGCUCACGGCGGCCGACCUGGUUGAGAUGCGGGUACUUAACGCUCAUCACUUUUUAUGUAUAUGUAGAAGUAUUCAGUACCUGAAAAUGGUUGACUUUAAAACUGAUUACAUGGUGCGAACUUUUGACGAAUCGAUCGUGACAAGUUAUCCGAAACCUGAAGCUGUCGUUCAUUGGACUCAUGCAGCAACGUGUGAAUGGUUACGAAAGAUUGAUCUGGCCGAGUUCACGCCAAAUAUGCUGUGUGCUGGUACACCGGGAGCUCUCAUGGUGGGUACCUACGGUUUACGAGCCAACAUUCACGCUGAAACGUUGGCAGAAAUCCUUCAAAUGCCACCGCACAAAACCCUAUUACGACGGCAUCUCACGACACACUUUAAUCAGUUACUAGGACAAAAAAUUGUUGCUGAAAAGAGGGAUGCCUUAGCAGUGGGCGGACUAACUCAGCUUGUUCCCGGAAUAAGAAUUAAGGUCACGAAGAGGGGUCUGUCGUUGUCACGUAAGAAAUCCAAAUCAGAGCUAUGGAUUGAACCGAACGAGUUGUUAUGUCCAGAAGCUCUCACGCACAAAUAUCCAUCUAUAAAUCAGACGUGA